Messenger RNA from Dermatophagoides pteronyssinus (European house dust mite), 1542 nucleotides. Its product is annotated as E3 ubiquitin-protein ligase RNF170-like. Gene Ontology annotation, molecular function: ubiquitin protein ligase activity. Lineage: Eukaryota; Metazoa; Arthropoda; Arachnida; Sarcoptiformes; Pyroglyphidae. The record is from RefSeq and is a predicted model, not a curated record.
CAUUUUGGCCAUCCUUUUUUUUCAUAAACGAAUACAGUGUGUGUGUGUUUGUGUUGUUCAUCAUCGGUAUUGGCUUUUUUCAUCAUAAUUAUCAUCAUCGUCGUCAUCAAUGAUAUUCAUCGAUAUAUCCUCGCGCGCACCCAUCAUCAUCAUCAUCAUCAUCAUCAUCACAUUCGCAUAGUUGACAAUACACAUACAUAACAGUUUCAUUCGAGGCGUCAUUACUUAUAGACGCCUAUGAAUUUUUUCAUUUUUUUUUUCUCACUAUUUGAUUUUCGAUUUUGUGACUGUUCAGGAUUGUAGUGUUUACCAAGACAAAAUUAAAAAAAAAUUGAAUAUUUUUGUUUGAAUCUGUGAUAAUUUCAUCAUUUUUCUUUGGAACUAAAUUUUUUUCCUAUUUCUGUUUGUUCAUUGUUUUUUCUUUUGUCUGUCAUUUUAAUUGAUCGCAUUUUAAGUAGUAGAUUAAGAGAAAAAAAAAUGGAAUUCUGGAACGUUUUACCAUCUCGGCUAUUUGAUCAUUUCACAACGGUCACCUUAAAUAGCCUUAAUUCAUCUUCAUCGACCACAUCAUCAUUGUUAAUCGAUACGACACAACAACAAUCACAAACAAUAUUGUCAAAUUCAAAUCAACAAUCAAUAAACAAUAAUAAUAAUAUGUUUCAACGACAAAGACAUUUUAAUUCUAUGGAUAGUAAUUGUCCUGUCUGUUUAAAUCCAUUCCUAUUGCCUGUCGAAACAAAUUGUGGUCAUUUAUUUUGUGGUCAAUGUAUAGUUGUUUAUUGGCAACAAUCACAAUGGCGUGGUGGUCCGAUAAAAUGUCCUGUAUGUCGACAACAAGUGAACAUUUUAUUACCUUGUUUUCAACUUAAUAAUAUUAAUCAAAAUGUUAAUAAUAAUUCUAUGGUAUCGAAUUCAAAUACUGAAUCAACAACGUCAACGACAAAUGGAGAUUCAUCAACUGAACAACAACCAUUUUUAAAUCCGACAAAUAAUAUUGCCGACACAGCCCGACAAGUGACUUCACAAAUCAAUAGUUAUAAUAGAAGAUUUUCGGGUGAACCACGGCCGUGGUACGAUUAUCUAUACGAUCUCCCUACAAUGUUGAGACAUUUGACCAACGAUUUUUUCUCAUUCAAUGGUCUAUUCUACAUGUUUCGUUUACGUGUUAUCAUUUGUUUUUUUGCCGCAAUUCUAUAUCUAAUUUCACCAUUAGAUAUGAUACCUGAAGCUGUGUUUGGUAUAUUUGGUCUAUUUGAUGAUAUUGUUGUUGUACUUUUGUUGGCCAUCUAUGUUACAAUUAUUUAUCGAAGAUUUCUUUCAUCACGUUGGGGCGAUGAAUAAUCUAUUCAUUAUUCUAUUCAUCAUCCGAAAUGGUUUUGUCAUUACUAUUGGAUUAUUGUUCAGCAAGAUUAUUGAGCAAGAAAAUCAAGAAACGCCUUGGUACUUGGAAUUCUUUCCGAAUCCAUUUUUUUCUAUUUAUUGAAAUUCAUUUUACGAUGUUACUAUAAUUACUGUAAAUGACUGAACCAUUCAGCAAGAACG